AGCAAAACAGAUUGGGCCCAAUCCAGAUCUCAAAUCUUAAUGAAAUUUCCAGCCCAAUUUGCUCAAUUUGGCCUACUGCCUUUUUCUGUUUUUGGCAAGUUAUGUUAUGGACUCCCUGACUGUAUAAAGAGUGAUGAACUCUCUGAGAGCACAUCUGAUCUUGAUUCUUGACCAAUAAACGACCCAAAGAGGUAAAAAACGAGGAAGAAGAAAGGGAAAGGUUGAAGCCUUGCCUUCUUUUUACCCUCCCAGAAAUACCGUGUUGGUUUUCCCCUAGAAUGCACCAUGCAGCGACUUAGAGGCGCAGGGACAGUAAUUUCGCGCUCUCUACCCGUGACCCAGUUAAGGAAGAAAGCUUUCAGAUCAUGGGCAGCUGUUCAGGACACUUAUUUUUCAACCAAGGAUAUAUUUGAAACGCAUAAGGUUGUAUUUACAGUUGGAACUUCCAUAGCUUCAGUCGCCACAGCAUGGUUUGGAUAUACUAUACGUCAUGUACAUGAAUCAAGAGUUGAUCAAAGGCUCGAAUCAAUCGAAAAAGCUAUGAAAAACAAUCAUAAUCUGGAACAUUCGGAAAUUAGAAACAUUGUUAAUUCUGGAAGUAUUGGUAUUCCUUCAUGCAUAGCCACUGCCGGAACCACUUUGGUUGUCGGUUAUGCUUUGGGUUGGCGAGGUGGAAGGUGGUAUGCAAAUAGGAAGUUCAGAAGGGAGCAGAUGAAAUUGCUAGGGCAAAUUAAACCUAAAAGGUGGCAAUUGCUCAGGAGGGUAACAACACAAGAUGGCUAUAUACUCAGUAUGCAGAGAAUUCCAGUUAGAAAGUCAGGGGAGGCAUCCGGAAACCGGAUACCAGUACUUCUACAACACGGGCUGCUGAUGGAUGGGAUAACAUGGCUGCUACUACCUCCUGACCAAUCUUUGGCAUUCCUCUUGGCUGAUAAUGGGUAUGAGGUCUGGCUUGGCAACACUCGUGGCACCAAAUAUAGCCUCGGCCAUACAUCACUCAGUCCCGAUGAUCCGGCUUAUUGGGAAUGGUCAUGGGAUGAAUUGGUCGCUUAUGAUCUUCCAGCUACAUUCCAGUAUGUGCAUGAUCAAACAGGACAGAAAAUUCACUAUGUUGGACAUUCACUGGGAACUUUGGUAGCUCUAGGUGCUUUUUGCAAAGACCAGCAACUGAAUAGAUUGAGAUCAGCUGUCUUACUUAGCCCGAUUGCUUAUGUUGGUCAGAUACCUUCACCUCUUGCAAGAACUGCUGCUGAAAACUUUAUUGCUGAGGCAUUAUACAAGGCAGACAUCAGAGAGUUCAAUCCGAAAGGGAAGGCACUAGUCGAAGUUCUUAAGGCUGUCUGCAGUAAACCAGGUGUUGACUGCACCCAGUUGUUGACCGCUUUCACAGGCAAGAAUUGCUGCUUAAACUCUUCCAUAGUAGAUGUGUUUCUGGACCAUGAGCCUCAGUCAACCUCAACAAAAAACAUGGUCCAUAUAUCUCAGAUGAUAAGAGAUGGAACAGUUGCAAUGUUUGACUAUAAUAACAAGAAUGAGAACAUGCAACACUAUGGGCAGCCCAAUCCUCCAGUGUACAGCAUGACAAGCAUCCCAAAUGACCUUCCUCUCUUCCUCAGUUAUGGAGGGGCAGAUGCUCUUUCUGAUGUCAAAGAUGUGAAGCUGUUGCUGGCCAGCCUCAAAGAUCAUGAUGGAGAUAAGCUUGUGGUUCAGUACAGAGAUGAUUAUGCUCAUGCAGAUUUUGUCAUGGGUCAAACUGCUAAGCAAGAUGUGUAUGAUCCUCUCAUGGCCUUCUUAAAACUUCAAUGAGAAUAUUUACUCGUCAAAAAGUAAUGCCAAUAAUCUUCUCUUCUUCUCCCUCAUCAUAGAGUUGUAUUUUGCUCAUACUGUAUACUUUUUCCUUCUUUACUAGCAAAAGUCAUAGAAAAUGUCAGGAUAGAUUCUA
Molecule: messenger RNA, 1942 nt
Organism: Prunus dulcis (almond)
Lineage: Eukaryota; Viridiplantae; Streptophyta; Magnoliopsida; Rosales; Rosaceae
Product: triacylglycerol lipase 2-like
Exons: 13
Coding region: 286-1806 (506 amino acids)
Biological process (GO): lipid metabolic process
Molecular function (GO): hydrolase activity, acting on ester bonds
Source: RefSeq, a predicted model, not a curated record